Molecule: messenger RNA, 517 nt
Organism: Ichthyophthirius multifiliis
Lineage: Eukaryota; Ciliophora; Oligohymenophorea; Hymenostomatida
Exons: 4
Cellular component (GO): endoplasmic reticulum; COPII-coated ER to Golgi transport vesicle
Source: RefSeq, a predicted model, not a curated record
UUAAAUCGAAAAUGAUUUAGUAAAGGCAAAUUUAGAUAUAACGAUAUAAGGAUCUCCUUGUCAUUUACUUGCUUUAGAUUAAUAAGAUGAUGUAGGUUCACAUAUAGCCGAUUAUAUUGAGACUUUAACAAAAACAAAAAUAAUAAAUGGUAUAGAAUCUCCUUAUACAUAAUUUGGAUUUAAUACUAAUAGUUAUUCACCUUAUGAUAAUAUGAAAUUUAUACUUGAGGGAAAAAAUGAUUUUGAUUAAUAUUUGAAAAUUAUUCCUGUUUAAUAUCAUUAUAAUAAAAAAGGUAUUCAUACAAAUUAAUACAAAUAUGCUAUAAAAUAAUAAGAAGAUAUUCCUUAAAUUACUUUUAAAUAUGAAGUUUCACCAAUAAAUAUUGUCUAUAAUACUUAAAAAUAAAGCUUUUAUCAUUUCUUAGUUUAAGUAUGUGCUAUUGUAGGAGGUAUUUUUUCAGUAAUUGGCAUAAUAAAUAGCCUUACAAGUGGAGUUAUCUCAAAAAUAAGAGGCUGA